This is a messenger RNA of Lates calcarifer (barramundi perch), 2898 nucleotides long. RefSeq names its product solute carrier family 31 member 1 (gene slc31a1). Gene Ontology annotation, biological process: copper ion transmembrane transport. Gene Ontology annotation, molecular function: copper ion transmembrane transporter activity. Gene Ontology annotation, cellular component: membrane. The coding region runs from base 415 to 1011 and encodes 198 amino acids. The record is from RefSeq and is a predicted model, not a curated record. Lineage: Eukaryota; Metazoa; Chordata; Actinopteri; Centropomidae. The transcript has 7 exons.
GUCAUGACGCAGGUUCAGGGAAGUGUUGGCGGAGGAGCAGAGGCAGACGGUGAGGAGGAGGAGAAGCAACUUUCUUCUUCUUCUUCUUUCUUUUCUUCUUCUGUUUUAUUUCUCGUGACUUUUUUCUCUCCGUGUUUCGAAGCCGGAACAGACGAGAAGAAAAAGAAAGAAGAAACCCGGGACAUUUACAGUGUCUCAUUACUUGAUCGCCCCUCGCUCUCCCUUGAUCUCCACAGCCUCGGGGCCCAGCAGCCAAUCAGAUUACAGCGGGGCAUCUGUUCAGUGAUGUCACACCGUUACUGUGGUUACGGCUCUGCUGUGAUGUCAUCAGUGUGCAGUCCGUGUCUGUCUGUGGACAAGUGAGCAUCACUGUGACUGAGGAGAGAGAGGGGGAGAGAGAGAGUCCUGGACCACAUGAACCACAGCUCCAUGGAGAUGGACCACGCCCACCACCACCACCACACCAUGGCUCCGCCCACCACCAGCGGACACGGCCAUGGGGGAGGAGGAGGAGGAGGAGGAGGAGGAGGAGGGCAUGAUGGGAACCAUGGAGGACAUGGCGGGAUGGUGAUGACCUUUUACUUUGGCUACAGCAACGUGGAGCUGCUGUUCACUGGACUGCUCAUCAACUCACCUGGAGAGAUGGUCGGGGCGUGUAUCGGUGUUUUCCUAUUGGCUGUCCUGUACGAAGGAUUAAAGAUCGGCCGGGAGGUGUUGCUGCGUCGCAGUCAGGUCAACGUCCGCUACAAUUCGAUGCCACUCCCCGGGGCUGAUGGGACGGUGCUGAUGGAGACGCACAAGACUGUUGGACAGCGGAUGUUAAGCCCUGCCCACUUCCUGCAGACCCUGUUGCACAUCAUCCAGGUGGUCGUCAGCUACUUCCUGAUGCUUGUCUUCAUGACCUACAACGGUUACUUGUGCAUUGCUGUGGCAGCCGGCGCCGGCAUGGGCUACUUCCUGUUCAGCUGGAGGAAAGCAGUGGUCGUUGACAUCACUGAGCACUGCCAUUAGCUGACAUGCUAAUUAGCAUUGCGUCAGGAAGUUUAAUUUCUGCUGAUUACAAUCAAGAAAAUGCUAACAUUACAUUCACUGUGCAUUAGCACAGUAGCUAACGCGCUAAUGGAACUACAAACCACCAGAAUGUUAGUGGCAAAUUCACUUAGUUCAUAAAAUGCGACACUAUUUUACAAAUGUUACUUAGUAACCAUGGUAACAACUCUUUAUAGGUUAGCAUGCACACUAACAAAUAUAUUUAAUGACUAAGGAUCCUCAUUUUACAGAAAACGAUGAUCACUUAUUGUUAUGUUUUUAGCCAGAUUUUUUGUGUGUGAACACCUGAUGGUGGAUGAGCCGACCAGUCAGAGCUCGGAUCACCUCAGAAGCUUCUGAUUGGCCAGAUCAUUCGAUCUGUCUUUAAAUUUCCUUUUUUUGUGCCAUUACAACUGGAAAAUUAGCGCUAGCUGCUGCUAGCCAAAAAGUUAGCGUUCAUAGCUUAUAUACUUUUUUUUUUGUUAGCAUAGUUAACAGCUCAUUAGAAGAUCCACUAAUUAUAACAGUAUUUAAAUAGCUGUUUGUUUAUUUAGAGUCUAAUUUAUUAGGGAAUCAAUGUUUUACAGAAGUAUUUGUUAGCUGAAGUUGUAAAAAAAAAAAAACAUCAAAAAUUACAUUUUUUGAUGUUUUUGCUUUUUGUUGUUGAAAAUUUUCUUUUUUCGUUAUAAAAUCAUCGACAUGAAUCCGUGACCCACUUCUUUAAUCUUUAUCAGCUGACAGAAUUAAAUUUAAAGAAAAUCAGAAUCAGUUCAGAAUCAAUUAUCCAAACUUUUACUUUAAAAACAUCAGAACUUCAAUAUUUUUACAAAAGUUAAUAAAAAAAAUCUGAUUUGUUUGUUUUUUUUCACAUAAAAGUUUAAUUAAUCAGGCAGUUUACAUUUAGGACAAACUUUUACAUUUAGAUUAAUUUCUCUUCUUGUUAAAGAAAAAACCAUCAGCUUUGGUUUUUCUAAACUGAAAAUGAACAUUUUUUUUGUUUGUGGCCAUUUACACUGUUUUCUUUCAAAUAUUUUUUAAAUAAUUUUUUGUUCAGCACAUCUUUUUUUUAUGUCUGAUCAUUCACCAGUUUCCUUUUUAAAUAACACGAGUCCCAGCUUAUAUUUCAUAAUGAGUUAUAAAUGAUUAGGUUUAGUUUGUUAUUAACACGUUUCUUGUUCCUCCUGGGCCACCAUCGGCCUUAAACUCGACACCUGUUGCCUUAAUGUGGCCGACGAGUGGAGACGUCCUGACGUACGAUGUACUACUGACUGGAGGCCAGUUUCUGAUCUGUAGGUGCUGCUGUCGUCAGCCUGGAGGCUCUGCUGCUUUCACUUCACCACAACUUGAAAACUUUAAUCUUUUUCUCAGUUGUUGUCGAUUGAAGCUCAUUUCAGCCGAACUCAGGAUGAAUCGUCAGGAACGACCAAAAAAAUGCAACAAGUCAAAACUCCUGAUGUAGAUUCUCCUUUGUCUCUGCUCAAAGUCAUUCAUGUUGUGAUAUAUUGUGAUUUUUUUUUUUUAAUAAAUUGAUUCACACUGAGAGGAGGGCGGGGUUUACUGAACGGACCAAUGAGAGCAGGGACAGGUCAGUUACUGGACGGUUGAGACACAACAGCAGUGGUGUCUGUGGUUUUUUGUCUUUGUGUGACAGAUUCAAGCUUCAGAUUCAAGCUUCAGAUUUCCUCUCAGUGUGAAUCCUCUCGUCCCUGUGGGUGAAAAAUGAAUUUGAGGCUUUAUGAUUAAAACAUGAUGAAAAUUGUCUGUGAAGGAAACUUAUAGCAGAAUAUUAAAGUGUCUGAAAAUGUUUUAAUUGUUGUGUCAAAUGCUGGAAUCAUAAAAAACAGAAUAAAGUUUAUGAAGAAACUGUCA